UAUGAUCAGUACGUUGACAACACUGGACCGUGUCCGUUCGUUUGUCUCGUUGUCCCCCCAUCAAACAGACUUCCAAUCAGACAUAACUUAUUUCGAAACACAGACUCUGACUGAAUCGGGAAUUAUUGGAAAAUCUGCAGAUCGCUGAAGAUUUCCACAUGUGGCGAAAACGUGCGCUUACGUCGUUGCGUGAUUGUGUGUGGUGAGUUCUCUUCUCCCACUGGCCCCCCAGCCCCCAACGAGCUCCCCGCGCAAAAGUAAAGUUUAGUGCAAAUAAAUUGCCUUUGCUUAUCUCGGGGCGCGUUCGCGUUCGCGUCAUGAAAGUGUGUGUGCCGCGUGUGCGAGAGUGUUGUUAAUUAAUUAACAAAAGUCGCUCCUGUUUAGCGAACAAUAACAACUCGAAUUCGAAAAAAUUCGAGCAAAUAUUCGAGGGAAAAUAACCGCCAAAUUCUGCACUGCAUAUGGGCCAGUUUGGGGCGCCCACUAUCCGACCGACCGCCCACCGCUUGCACUCUGGAGCCAGAAAACGAAAGUUCUUUCCUAAAAGUAACAACAACAACAAGUGCGCAGAGCGCCACACAGCCAAGAGCGAGCAAGAGAGGCUCUCGGAGACUUGGCCUUGAACUUGUGCGCGAUACAAGGCGGGAAUCGGCGUAAGCUGACUACUGAUGCAUGGGUAUCUCAUCGGUUGCAUUGCGGUUGAAGGUUCCUGGAGGCUAUCCUGGAGAUAGGCAGCCAAGGAACAGCUUGCUACAAAAUCAGUUACCUGAAGACACUUUAUAUACAUAUGUGAAAUAGUAUGUCGUUUUGAGAAGCCGUCCGUUUACAAAGAACUUCUACAACAAAAAGGAUAAUAAAUUUAUAUACCAAAUAGCAUAACUAUGCCCCGAAGCUACAGCCAACCCAAGAGGAAACCGAGGAGCCACUAACCGAGUUGUCCGGAUCCAGUUGAGCCGGAAAAUCCAGCCCAGAAACAAAAAAAGUCACUUAAACCAAUAACAACCAGAGACGAAAUCUAGCCGAGAUGGGUCGCAAAAAAAUCCAAAUAUCACGCAUCACCGAUGAGCGCAAUCGGCAGGUGACCUUCAAUAAGCGAAAGUUCGGGGUCAUGAAGAAGGCCUACGAGCUGUCCGUGCUCUGCGACUGCGAGAUCGCCCUGAUCAUCUUUUCGUCGAGCAACAAACUGUACCAGUAUGCCAGCACCGACAUGGACCGCGUCCUCCUCAAGUACACGGAGUACAACGAGCCCCACGAGUCCCUCACCAACAAGAACAUAAUCGAGAAGGAGAACAAGAACGGUGUUAUGUCGCCGGACUCGCCCGAGGCGGAGACAGACUACACACUGACGCCGCGAACGGAGGCCAAGUACAACAAGAUCGACGAGGAGUUCCAGAACAUGAUGCAGCGCAACCAGAUGGCCAUCGGCGGCGGGGCAGGAGCGCCCAGGCAGCUGCCCAACAGCAGCUACACCCUGCCGGUGUCGGUGCCGGUGCCGGGGUCGUACGGGGAGAACCUGCUCCAGGCCAGUCCCCAGAUGUCCCACACCAAUAUCAGCCCACGUCCAUCGAGUUCGGAGACGGAUUCAGGUGGGAUGUCCUUGAUAAUAUAUCCAUCGGGUUCCAUGCUGGAGAUGUCGAACGGCUAUCCGCAUUCACACUCGCCGCUUGUGGGAUCACCGAGUCCAGGUCCCAGUCCAGGCAUAGCUCACCACUUGUCCAUUAAGCAGCAGUCGCCGGGCAGCCAGAACGGACGAGCUUCCAAUCUAAGGGUCGUCAUACCGCCCACCAUAGCACCCUUACCGCCCAACAUGUCCGCCCCCGACGACGUUGGCUACGGAGAUCAACGACAGAGUCAGACGUCGCUGAACACGCCCGUGGUUACGCUACAGACACCGAUCCCUGCCCUCACGAGCUACUCCUUUGGAGCGCAGGACUUCUCUUCCUCCGGCGUCAUGGGCAGUGCGGACAUCAUGAGCCUAAAUACUUGGCACCAGAGCCUGGUGCCGCACUCUAGUCUCUCACACCUGGCUGUCUCGAAUAGCACGCCGCCACCUGCCACCUCACCCGUUUCCAUCAAAGUCAAGGCCGAGCCCCAGUCGCCGCCCCGCGACCUCUCCGCGAGCGGCCAUCAGCAGAACAGCAACGGCUCCACGGGUAGCGGCGGCUCCAGCAGCACCACCAGCAGCAACACCUCCGGGAACGGGGGCGGAGGAGGCGGUGGCCUGGCGGCCGCCAGCACAGCCAACGUCAUCACGCACUUGAACAACGUCAGUGUCCUGGCCGGGGGCGGUCCCUCCGGCGGUGGAUCCGGCAGCGGUGGAGGAGGAGGCGCCAGCAACGGCAGCGUGGAGCAGGCCACCAAUCUGAGUGUGCUGAGCCACUCGCAGCAGCAGCACCUGGGCAUGCCCAGCUCCCGACCCUCGUCGACGGGCCACAUCACGCCCACAACAGGGCAUGAUAAGUAUGAUGGAUAUCCGUACCGCGCGCUAAUGGGACAUAAUCCUAGAUGGAAUUUUGCCGACUUCAUUAUUUUGAACACAGGGGCGCCCAGCAGCGACCAGGACGUGCGAAUGGCGGCCGCCGCCGUCCAGCAGCAGCAACACCAGCAGCAGCAGCAGCAGCAGCAGCAACAGCAACUGGGCGACUACGAUGCCCCCAAUCACAAACGGCCCAGAAUAUCGGGCGGGUGGGGUACAUAGCCCGCUCGUAUCUCCGGCAGCAACCACUUCAAGCAACAUCACAACAACCCAGGGGGUGGCGGUGGUGUUGGCAUCUACAACAGCGUCAGCAGGAGCAACAUCAACAACAGCAACACGAAGUCGGAGGAUGAUGAUCUAGUGAUGAUGCCGCCACCGCCGCGCAAGGAGAUCCUGGUCCGUGGCUCGUCCUACAGCCUGGCGGGAUACGACUGUUUUGGCCAGCAGCUGGCUGUGGGCUAUGGGCCGCAGAAUAAUCCGUAAUUAGAUGAUCGGAUGAUGAAGGAGUUCCAACAAUAACAACCGUAACCGGACCAGUGCAAAAGUUUCAAAAGCGGAGAACGAAUCACUUUUCGUUGAAGCUGAAAACAGAAAACAGAAAAGAGAAAAAACAAAAUUGCAAAAAAAACAGUGACAGUGUCAUAUCUAUAGUUAUUGUAAUUUAUAUAAAAAUAAUUACACAUGUAUGGUAAUAGUUAUAUUUUUAAAUUAUACACGCAAGGAUGCAGAUCCUCGAGCCGUCGAGCAGGAGGAGGAGGAUUAGUGCGCGGAGAGCCAAGUUAAGUUGUUUAGAACGUUGAGCUGAGUUAGUUUAGUUACACAUUACAAACUACAAUUACAGAGUUAAAUACUAUGGUUAAAGUUAAUGUUUAUUCUAAUCUAAGGACAAACGAUGAUUCAGAAAAGGAAAAGAAAAAAAUAACAGCCCCGCGGCUGAGCUGUUUGUGUAAAUAUUCUGAUUUUAGCUCUAUAGGCACUAAAAAUUAGUUUGUAAUUACGAGAGAUACGUAAACCAAGCAAAUCAUUUAAAAUAACUUUUGGAGGAAUCGAGAAAUUUGAAACACUAGCUAGCUGGCUGCUAGAUGGUCGCAGUGUUUAUAAUUUUAUAAAUUUCGUGCAAUUUUACGGUUUAUUUUGGCCAACCUUUAUUUGUUUAGACUCGGACUAACUUUAUUCUUAUGUUUUAAUUUCGAUUUAAGCUAAUUUAGUACAAGCCAACUUUGUCUUUCAUUUUUUAAGCGAAACGAAGUCAUAAUUUGUAAUUUACGUUUAAUGAGGAUUUCUGUUAAUUUUGUUGCCUAAGUUUUUUGUAUUUUUACAAUUUGUGAAUUGUAUGAGCCGAGUUUGUAAAACUACAAUUAUUGCAAACGCAAUAGAAAUCGCAAUCGCAACAAGAACUCAACAAAAUAAAAUUUAAAUAAAAUUAUUCAA
This is a messenger RNA of Drosophila ananassae, 3907 nucleotides long. It is a transcript of the gene Mef2, whose product is annotated as myocyte-specific enhancer factor 2. Bases 1025 to 2698 code for a protein of 557 amino acids. The transcript has 11 exons. The record is from RefSeq and is a predicted model, not a curated record. NCBI's taxonomy places the organism in Eukaryota, Metazoa, Arthropoda, Insecta, Diptera, Drosophilidae. Gene Ontology annotation, biological process: cell differentiation; positive regulation of transcription by RNA polymerase II. Gene Ontology annotation, molecular function: histone deacetylase binding; protein dimerization activity; DNA-binding transcription factor activity, RNA polymerase II-specific.